AUGGCGAAUGCUCACGUUCCAAAGUUUGGCAAUUGGGAAGCUGACAACAUUCCAUAUAGUGCAUGUUUUGAGAGUGCACGCAGAGAAAAGGCCGGAUUCAUGACCAAUCCGAACGAUCCAAUGGAAAAUCUAAAGGCCUUCAACAAAAAUGUCAAUGCCGAUGAAGCAAAAUCCUCCCAUACUUACUCCCACAAAGCAAAUUCAAGUUCAAUGGGAAAAGGAAGCCAUGAAGUACUAAAAAACAAUUCUAUACGCCAUUCACACGGACGAAGCAGGGGAAGUAAAGGUAGCUUUGCAUCAGAAUUUGACAGCAAAAAUCUCUGUAUUGAUCACUCUGCCAUCAGCAAAGGUUCACAAUCAGUUCACAAAAGGAGUGUGUCCAAAGGAGUUAGUAGUAACAUUGGUAGCUUCUCUUCAUCAAAUCAUAGUAGACACAGAAAUGGAAGAGACUCUUUUAACAACCACAGGGACGAUAGAGCAACAACAGUACCUGAAUUCGGUAAUUGGGAUGUAACAGACCCGAAAUCAGGAGAAGGUUAUACUGUUAUGUUCAACAAAAUAAAAGAAGAAAGACAAGUCAUCUCUAGCCAGAGGAUUCCACCACAAAACAACGGUUCAAAUACGAAGAAUCAAUACGAUGGAUCUUCUUUCAGUUUAUCUAAGUAUUGUUGCUGUUUGUUUACGAGCGAAAGCAAAUAA
Vicia faba (fava bean) is the source of this 699-nucleotide messenger RNA. Lineage: Eukaryota; Viridiplantae; Streptophyta; Magnoliopsida; Fabales; Fabaceae. The record is from the annotation of a GenBank genome assembly.